Molecule: messenger RNA, 887 nt
Organism: Aspergillus aculeatus ATCC 16872
Lineage: Eukaryota; Fungi; Ascomycota; Eurotiomycetes; Eurotiales; Aspergillaceae
Exons: 4
Coding region: 63-527 (154 amino acids)
Cellular component (GO): mitochondrion
Source: RefSeq, a predicted model, not a curated record
CGCUGUCCUCCACCUUCUCUUUUCCUUUCCGACUUGCUCUAUAACUGAUCACAGCACCAAAGAUGCUGUCUCAACGGAUCUUGGCCCGGCGCCUGCCCCAGGUGACCGCCCGCUUCACCGUCCCCCAUGCUUCUUUCUCCCAGCUUCGCAGUCUGGCCGCGCCGGAGCUUGAUGACCCCCUUCAGAACGGCAACUACCAGAACCCUCCUCGUAUGAAGCGGGCCUUCAGAGAUCCCUAUGGCGACUGGUGGGACAAGCAGGAACGACGCAACUUCGGCGAGCCUGUUCACGAGGAGAACGAAAUUCUAGGUGUCUUCAGCCCCGAGCAAUAUACCCAUGUGACGCCUGGCAAGGGUAUCCUUCAGAUCGGAGCUUUCAUCGUGGCCUUCCUCGGCUUGUGCGGAACCGUCAGCCUUUUCUACCCUGAUAAGCCCAGCGUUCCCAGGACCUUCCCCGACGGUUUGGAGAAGGAGUUGGGUGGACCCAGGGCUGUUCCCGCCCGUAAAUCUGACGAAGGCUCGUGGUGAUCGAAUUAUUCUCUGAUGCGAUGUAAAUAAGUACAAUAUGAUUUUCGCUGUUUUCUUCAACCCUCCGUGCGUGGUUCCAGCGAACAUUGGUACGGUGGGGUAGGGCCAUCCCCAAUUGCUGAACUCUCAGGCAGGCCUCAGAUGCGUGGUUGUUCGCAAUGGCUGUCUGCUGUCGUUCCUCGGCCGUAAUGCGGGCGGGUUAGGUCGGGGAAUGUAUAGAAUGGUGACCUAUACGGGGAUCACGGCCACUGGACAAGUGGGGGGUUUUCAUAUGAGAAUCGCAUGGCUCCUGGGAAGCUCCAUCCGAUCGGCAUAGUCAAUUCCAGAUGAAAAUCACAGUCUGCGCGAUCAUCUUAUGAC